Messenger RNA from Diprion similis, 2514 nucleotides. RefSeq lists its product as uncharacterized. The coding region runs from base 1 to 2514 and encodes 837 amino acids. Gene Ontology annotation, biological process: DNA replication. Gene Ontology annotation, molecular function: DNA-directed DNA polymerase activity; DNA binding; nucleotide binding. Lineage: Eukaryota; Metazoa; Arthropoda; Insecta; Hymenoptera; Diprionidae. The record is from RefSeq and is a predicted model, not a curated record. The transcript is spliced from 4 exons.
AUGGGUUCCAAAAAGUGUUUGAAAUUGAUAAAAAUCAUGGAGACGGCGUUUAAGAUUUUGAGCGAGAAAUCUUCACUGGCCGAGAACGCCUCGACGAUCGGGCAGAAGACACGGAUUUUGACAACGAUCGGAAUAUUGAAAUCGUUGACUGCAAAAUUCCAACAAUUUCGAAAACUAGGCGACGGAUUACAAAACCGACGGCGGAGCGAUCGAGUAAAAUGGGAAGAUUUGGAGACGGCGUUCGAGAGUCGAAUUAGAACGGGUGCUGUAAUAAAUCUGCAACACAAGGAUUUGGGUGUGUUUUUGAAAGAUGCCAAACACCUGGUCAUUGCAAGACUCAAGAACAUGCUACGUAAGACGGGAAGUUUGAAAGCCAACUGUGUUUUAUCCUGUGAAUUUAGUGUUACAAAGAACGCUGAAAUUGUGGAAGACAUUAAAUUUUUUAACAACAAAAAUCAAGUUAUCCUCCAACCAACGGACAUACAUGGGUGGUUCGAAGAGAAUGUCAAGCAGAAAGUGAUGGCCAAGGUGAAAGACUUCCAAGAGAAAGACUCUGGCUGGUCUUUGACUGAAAUCAUCAAUUUGACUGUGAAUAUCAACAAGUACGUGCCACUACGAGGAGGUAUGUUUACAUAUACACCACUACCCAAAGAUAUUCAAGAUAAGAAGGCCGUUGUCAACAUCCGUAACAGCGACUCGUAUUGCUUUCUAUGGUCGGUCACCGUAGCCCUCUUUCCAGCCAACAAUAAAAAUCCCAAUGAAGUCAGCUCGUACCCACAUUUCAGCUCAGUGCUACGAUACGAUGGUUUGAAUUUUCCAAUGUCCUUGGAUCAAAUUCCAAAAUUUGAAAAACUGAACGAUCUUUCGAUCAACGUUUAUGGUAUAGAUUGUACUGAGAAGCAAAAGCAUAGUGAAAUUAUACCCCACAAUGUAGAUUGCCUGAACUUAAACAAAACCAAAGUUAUUUUACCGACAGAAGAGGACAAAAUUCUUAAAUUCAAAAAUUUCAAACAUCAAGAAACUGUUCCAUUCUGCAUUUACGCAGAUCUAGAAUGUCUACUGCAACCCACUCUUAAAAGUCUUGGGGAAAACAGAACAAUUUAUCAGAAGCAUACGCCGUACAGUAUAGCCUAUUAUCUACAUUGUGCGUUUAAUGAUUCAAUUUCAAAAUUCGAAAUUAAUCGUGGAGAGACUUGCAUUCAAUGGUUUGUGACUGAGUUAGAGAAAUUGGCACAUUCGUUAGAAACUUAUUUUAAAACUGUUGUACCAAUGGAACCGCUUAAUUUCCAUCGAAUCAACGAAUUGCAUUGGGCAACAGUGUGUCACAUUUGUGAAAAACCGUUUACCCUCGAAGACGUCAAACAUCGUGAUCACUGCCAAUUCACUGGAAAGUAUAGUGGUGCUGCUCAUCGAGGCUGCAACCUGAAUUAUCAAAACUCACAUACAAUUCCUGUGAUAUUCCACAAUCUAUCGGGUUAUGAUUCCCAUUUUCUAAUUGAAGCGUUGGCUACAUCGUUCGAGGGCACAAUCCAGCUUCUACUCGUAACCAAAGAAAAGUACAUUUCUUCUACAAAAUAUGGCAAGGGAACAGAUAUGAAGUUUAGAUUCAUAGAUUCGUUCCGCUUCAUGCCCAGUAGUCUUGAGAAGUUAGCAAUGUAUCUGGGUGAUGAUCAAAAAUCAAUUACACGAAAGUUUUGCCAUAAUUUAGAUAAAUUCCAGUUAUUGACUAGAAAAGAUGUUUUUCCGUAUGAGUAUAUCGAUAAUUGGGGCAAGCUUGAGGACAGACGAUUACCGACCAAACCACAAUUUUAUUCGAAAUUAAACGAUCGGGAUAUAUCAGACGACGACUAUGCACAUGCAUGUGAAGUUUGGCAAACUUUUAACGUUCAAACUUUGGGAAAGUAUUCAGAUUUAUAUCUUCAAACAGCCGUAUUCUUACCAGCUGACGUUUUUCAAAAUUUUCGACAGAAUUGUUGGACAACUUACAAACUGGACCCAUUACAUUACUACACAGCGCCCGGUCUGUCGUUUGAUGCAAUGUUAAAGUGUACCGGCAUGGAGCUCGAGCUUCUCAUUGAUAUAGAUAUGAUUAUGUUUAUAGAAAAAGGUAUCCGAGGUGGUGUGUCGCAGUGUUCGAACAGAUACGCAAAAGCCAACAACAGAUAUAUGGAAGAGGCAUUUGAUCCACAAGUCGAAGAAUCUUAUCUCAUGUACUUCGAUGUUAACAAUUUGUACGGUGCUGCUAUGAGCUUCGCGCUACCAUACAGUUCCUUCGAAUGGGUAUCAGACUUCAGACAGUGCGACGUUCUUACCAUCUCGGACAAUGCGGAGUUCGGUUACGUAUUAGAGGUAGAUUUGGAAUAUCCUGCGGAACUGCAUGAAAUGCAUAAAGAUUUACCACUGUGUCCGGAGCACUACAUACCUUCGAUCUCGAUUACUCAGCAACCGAAGUAUAGAGAUGUCAGGCUGAUCACGACGGGACGGAAGAUACGGUGCUCGAGCUACUAUAGCUAA